CCAUCACUAGGUGAGGGCAAGUUUCAAAUUGACACCAGUUCGUUUCAAAACAAGAAACUUUCCGCCAAGUCUUAAAGUAAUAAUGUUUAAGGUGCAGCGCGUGUGGCAUCAAUUGUGGCACUCUCAGAUAUUAUACAACAGUUCGCGGCAUUUCGCCAAAAAGAGUAAGGUCAAGUCAAACCACAGAGCCAUGUCGAACCCGAAGCCCAUGGUGCACCAGGAGCUCAUGCGCUAUGUAAAUCCUUAUGCCAGGAUCAAUGUGUACUCUGAUAUUUUUGUGCGAAUCCAGCCAGCUGAUGUUCAUCAAUAUACCAGCGGCGAUGCUCUUAUUGCUCAGCUCCAUGGCGAUUCAGUGAAAAACUCAAAUGUGUCACUCAAUGUAGAUGCCUCGGAUGAUGAAAAAGUAGUUAACGUGCUGAUAAAGAAAUUAGAGGAGAAAUCUUCCAAUAUUUUUUGUCACCUCAGCAUACCCGUUAGGGCUGAUCUAAUAGUAGAAGCUAAAGACAAUGUGCGGGUGGAAGGCAUACAAAGCGAAAUCCUAGAUGUCAAGACUGACGGAAUUAUCACAACUAAAAAUUGCAAGGCCAAUUGUAUUUCGUUAUUUAGCAAAAAUGGCAACAUCGUUUGCCUCGGCACAUUACUGGGUAAACACACAGAAAUAGAUUCACACAAUGGGAACAUUUUUCUGGAAAAGCUUCAAGGCAACGUUUUGAACUGCUCGACACAGUCGGGCAAUAUAAGUACAGACUGUUGCUACGUUGAGAAGUCAAAGUUUCAAACACUAACUGGACGGCUGGAAUUGAAAAAUGUUCACAAGACUAGUGAAGUGUUUGUUCAUCAGGUCGGCGAAAUCAAUAUGACUGGUGUCUGUGGGACUCUGAAUGUAGUGACCAAAGGAGGCAUCCUGAGCGUUCAGCUAAGUGAGCUGAUGGGUGAAAACAAAAUUGUGGCCGAUAAUUUAGUCAAUGAGGCUGUCAUUCAUAUAUCCCAGGUCAUUGAGCAGGACAUUCAUAUUGAUGUGAGAGCCCCGGUGAUUAAACUGAAUGAUGAACUAAAACACGUCUCGCAUGCCCUAAACGAAGAUAGUAGUCAAUUCCUACUUAAAAACGAAAAUAGUCAUCAAUUGCUAGUCAUUGGAACGAGCGAGAAGGGUGUUCGCCUCGGCAAACAGUCGUGGAGCGAUAUGAUGCGACAAAAACUGGAAGCCCUGGAAAACUCAAAGGUUCCAACUUAAUUUAAGAUUAAGAUUACAAAUAUAUUUAUUUAUAUUGUGCCAGUAA
Messenger RNA from Drosophila willistoni, 1280 nucleotides. Its product is annotated as protein FAM185A. Lineage: Eukaryota; Metazoa; Arthropoda; Insecta; Diptera; Drosophilidae. The record is from RefSeq and is a predicted model, not a curated record. The coding region runs from base 83 to 1234 and encodes 383 amino acids. The transcript has 3 exons.